Cavia porcellus (domestic guinea pig) is the source of this 3334-nucleotide messenger RNA. It is a transcript of the gene Peak3, whose product is annotated as PEAK family member 3. Gene Ontology annotation, biological process: protein phosphorylation. Gene Ontology annotation, molecular function: protein kinase activity. The record is from RefSeq and is a predicted model, not a curated record. The transcript is spliced from 3 exons. Lineage: Eukaryota; Metazoa; Chordata; Mammalia; Rodentia; Caviidae. Bases 657 to 2066 code for a protein of 469 amino acids.
ACCCCGGCCCGGCAGAGGCCGCAGCUCUGUGCUCUUUGCUUUGAUCCCCUUUCCCAGUCCCCGAGAUCAAGCCCAGCGCCCCCUCUCUGAGCUGCGGCCCCAGCCCCUUGCCCAGCCCUUUUUAAGAUUUCUUUUGAGACAAGGUCUUGCUGAGUUGCUAAAGCUGAGCUGGAGAAGGUGAAACCCUCCUGCCUCAGCCUCCCAGAGUGCUGGGACGACACACGUGUGCCACCCGAGGGGGCUCAGAAACAGCAAGUCUUUGAGGCUGGGUGGGGACCCGGGGGCUGGGACAGUGAGAUGCCCUGCAGUGUGGGUGGGCUGGGCGUGUGGCGGGGUUCAGGCAUGGUUCCCGCUCAUUGUCACCCCCUGCCGCUGCCCCCCUGGACACCCCAUCCUGCGGGCUGCACAUUCUGCCCCUGCGUAGGAUAUACAGGCCUGAAGGAUGGAUGGGUGGCAGGCCCGUCUCGUGAAUCAGGAAGGGUCAGAGAGGGCAACAAACUCACCCAGGGUCACCCAGCAGCUCCAGGGCUGGCCAAGACACCCAGUCAGGCAGUCAGAGCGGGUGACACGGUGGGCCCCUUCCCCACAGCCCCCAGGAAGCACUCAGCCCCUAAGCUGUGUGCUCUGUCACCCGGCAUGCCCCUCCCACCAACAGUAUGAGUGGCCCCGAAUCAGCCACGGAGACCCCGGAGCCCAGGGACCUGGGCCUGAUGGCGCAGCCCACCUACUGCAACCUUGGAGAGGUCCGCGCCGGCCUGCUGCCCUCCAAGGCCUGCCGGCCCCGCACCCCCGGGUCCCUCUCCUCCGACUCCCAGCCCCCGCCCCUGCCCAAGAAGACCCUGACUCGGACGAAGUCCCUGCCCACUCGCGGAGUCCCCGGCGCCCGCCCGGCACAGCCCCGGAGGCCACUCCUGGCGUCCCACAGUGUGGACGGGUGCCAGGGAGAGACGGGGCCCGACGGUCCGGCUGCAGAGCUGACCUCGGGCCACGAUGCUGAUGGUGAAGACGCGGCCACGGCGCUGGGCCUGCGGCUCCACGGGCCCCACGGCCCCGAGGCCCUGCACGCAGCGCUGGCCGCCCGCGAGCUGCAGGGGCUCCGCGCCAUCCACGCGCGGCUCGGGGCGCGGCUCACGGGCGGCCUCCCGGGCCCCUGCGGCGCGGGCCACAGCUUCCGCCUGCUGGAGCUCGCGCCCUGCGCCGAGAGCGGGGAUGCGCUCUACUACCGCGUGGUGCGCGCCGGCGACGACGCGUGGCACGUGCUGGCGGCCAAGGUGCCCAAGCCCGGAGCCGGAGCCGAGGCGCCCCACGCCUGGGGCCUGGAGCUGCAGGCCUGCCUGCCGCCCCACUACAACGUGCAGGGGCUGUGCGGGCUGCUGUCCGAGGGCGCGCUGCCCGGGGCGCCCUGGCCGGGCCGCGUGCUGCUGGCCGCCGAGGUGCCCGAGCGCACGGUGGCCCAGUGGCUGGCGGAGCUGCGGGAGCGGCGGCCGGAGGAGCUCGCGUGGGCCGCGGCCAUCACGCUGCUGCAGCUGAGCGCGGCCCUGGAGCUCCUGGAGGCGCGGGGGGCCGCCGUGAGCGAGCUGCGCCCCGAAAACCUGCUGCUGGCGACGCCGCGGGGCUGCGCGGCCGCCGGGCCCCCGCGCCUGCUGCUGGCUGACUUCGGCCGGGUCCGCCCGAGCCCCGCGGGCCUCCCGGGCGCCCACGCGCCGCAGCUGGGCCGCCUGCUCCUCGCCCUGCUGGGCCCCGACCGGGCCCCGGCCUCGGCCCUGGCCGCCGGCCUGCGGCGCCUGGCGGCCCGCCUCCCGCGCGCACGGCCCCCCGCGGCCGGGACUCGGGGCGCGCUGCAGGCGCUGCUCUGGGGCCCCGGGCCGGGGCUGCGCGCCCGCGGGGCUGCGCUGGGCACCUGGCUGCGCGUGCGGCGCGCGCUGCUGCUCGUGCAGCUGGCGGAGCGGGCGGCGGGCGGCGCGGCGCCGGGCCUGGAGGAGUGGCUGUGCUGCGGGUACCUGGCCUCGGCCACCGAGGCCUCGCUGGCCCAGGCCCUCGAACUGCUGUGGGCCGACCCCGAGUGACCGCUGGCCGGGGCGGGGUGGCAUCUCCGGACUCUGGACACCCGCGUCCUUCAAAGCCCGGCCCUCCCCAAGAGCUGCGCCCCUUGGGGUGCUGGGCCCAGUCGCCGUCUCCGCGAAGUGGACACUGGCGUCAAGGGGGACAUGUGGGUGUAAAGGAUGACCGCUGGCCUCUUGCCAACUACGGCCUGCUGAAUGGGGCAGGGAAGCACGUGGCUGUCACCUGAGCACUCGGAGGCUGAGGCAGGGCCAUCUCAAGUUCAAGCCCAGGCUGGACAACCGUCCCCAAGCGAUGAAAGGCCUGGGGAGGCCACUCGGGGAAGCCCUGCCACCAGCAGCACUGGAAACCACAAUCACAGGUGGUGGCCUCCCAGCACCCCCCACUCUGCAGGGGUCCCCCAGCCCAGUCUCCCUCUAGCAAGUCAGGGCCCAGGCCCGUUGCACACGCAGCACCCCUGGGGUGCCUACCCUGCCACCCUCCAGCGCCUCCACCAAGCAGCAUUGCUCACUGCUAGGGUGCAGGACCUAGACUCAGAGGUGGUGGGCCCCAAGUUACCAGUGGCACCCUUCCUGUUCCCACAGCAAUCCCCACACUGGACCAGGCCCGCUCCUGCCAACGCCCCACACCCUCCUGCCUGGAGUUCACCCUCAACCCACGCUGCAAGGGGUCCCGGCCAAUGAGCUGGGUCAGCCCAGGGCAGGACACAGAUGUGGCCAGCAGGUGGCGCUACGGCCCUAUGGGACCAAGAGCCAGGCUGGUGCCUGUGUCUCUCCAGUAGACUGGACUGGCACUGCUGUCCCCUGCCCAGUACUUCCGGGUCUGCUAGCAGCCUCCAAAGGCAAGGCACCUGAGGGCCACACACAGGGCAGGCCACAAAGUGUCCUCAAUGUCCAUGGUGCAGCAGAGUGCGCCAGGCCGAGAUCCUAGCCCGGGUGCCCACAGCAUAGGGACCCUGCCUUACCUUCCUGGCUGGGGGCCACCCCUGCUGGUUCCACCCAUGGUCCCCAUCCCAGCAACACCAGAGUCCACACAGGGCACGGAGGUGUCACCACGUUUAUUCAGAUUUUUGGGAGCAGAGAACAGUGGAUUCACGCCUAACUUUCCAAGGCGACAGACCCAAGACCUCGGCCACCGAGGGCUCCUCCAGGACAAGGGUCCGAGUCAUCUUCAACCAGCAAUAAAAAAGUAAAAUAUAAAUUUUUAUUUAGAAUUAAAGCAAAUACUUCAGUAUCACAAACACAACAUUAAACUUCAAGAAAUAUACCGCUAA